Messenger RNA from Onychostruthus taczanowskii (white-rumped snowfinch), 1626 nucleotides. It is a transcript of the gene FTCD, whose product is annotated as formimidoyltransferase cyclodeaminase. The record is from RefSeq and is a predicted model, not a curated record. Bases 1 to 1626 code for a protein of 541 amino acids. The transcript has 14 exons. Gene Ontology annotation, molecular function: transferase activity; folic acid binding. NCBI's taxonomy places the organism in Eukaryota, Metazoa, Chordata, Aves, Passeriformes, Passeridae.
AUGGCCAAGCUCGUGGAAUGCGUCCCCAACUUCUCAGAGGGGAAUAACAAAGAGGUGAUCGAUGCAGUGGCACAGGCCAUCUCCCGGACACUGGGAUGUGUGCUGCUGGAUGUGGAUGCCGGCGCCUCCACCAACCGCACCGUCUACACCUUUGUUGGGUCCCCUGAGGCCGUGGUGGAAGGGGCAUUGAGCGCAGCCCGUGUGGCUGGGCAGCUCAUUGACAUGAGCCAACACUCGGGUGAACACCCUCGGAUGGGGGCCUUGGAUGUCUGCCCCUUUGUGCCAGUGAGGAAUGUCAGCAUGGAGGAGUGUGUCACUUGUGCCCACAUCUUCGGGCAGCGCUUGGCAGCAGAGCUGGGUGUACCUGUUUACCUGUAUGGAGCGGCAGCACGGCAUGAGAGCAGGAAAGCCCUGCCCUCCAUCCGUGCUGGGGAGUACGAGGCGCUCCCUGAGAAGCUUGCAAAACCAGAGUGGGCUCCUGAUUUUGGGCCCCCAACCUUUGUCCCCCGGUGGGGAGCCACAGUGACGGGUGCCCGGACCUUCCUUAUUGCGUACAACAUCAACCUGCUGUGCACCAAGGAGCAGGCUCACCGCAUUGCCCUCAACAUCCGUGAGCAAGGCCGCGGCCCCAGCCAGCCCGGGCGCUUGAAGAAGGUGCAGGGUAUCGGCUGGUAUUUGGAGGAGGAGAACAUGGCCCAGGUUUCGACGAACCUGCUGGACUUUGAGACCACACCGCUCCACACCAUCUACGAGGAGAUUUGCCGAGAUGCACAGGAAUUGAAUCUCCCUGUGGUGGGGUCUCAGCUGGUAGGGCUCGUUCCCAAGAAGGCCAUGCUGGAUGCAGCUGACUUUUACAUCAAGAAGGAAAAACUCUUCAUCCUGGAGGAGGAACAGAAGAUCAGGCUGGUGGUCAGUCGUCUGGGCCUGGACUCCCUGUCUCCAUUUCACCCCCGGGAGCGCAUCAUUGAGUACUUGGUGGAGGCAGGAGAGGUGGACGGGGGGCUGGUGGCCAAGCCACUGGGUGCCUUUGUGCGAGCAGUCGGAGCGAGGUCAGCAGCACCGGGAGGAGGCUCCGUGUCUGCAGCUGUGGGAGCCCUGGGAGCAGCGCUGGGCAGCAUGGUGGGGCUGAUGAGCUACGGGAAGCGGCAGUUUGAGGACCUGGACCCCAUCAUGAGGAAGCUGAUCCCCCCUUUCCACCAGGCCAUGGAGGAACUAGUGGCAAUGGUGGAUGCAGACUCCCGUGCCUUCAGCAGCUACAUGGAAGCCAUGAAGCUGCCCAAGAACACCCCUGAGGAGCAGGAGAGGCGCACAGCUGCCAUGCAGCAGGGGCUGAAGACAGCUGUAGGGGUGCCCUAUGGCCUGGCAGAGAAGGUGAACGGGCUCUGGCCUGCUCUGAAGGAGCUGGCACGACACUGCAACCUGGCCUGCAAAUCUGACAUCCAGGUGGGAGCCAAAAUGCUGGAAGCGGCAGUGUUCGGAGCUUACUUCAAUGUCAUGAUCAACCUCAAGGACGUCCCUGACGACAAGUUCAGGCUUGUGAUGUCACAGAAGGUGUCUGGGCUGCUGGAAGAGGCAAAGCAAGGCUCGGCAGUCGUGCUGGCGCUGCUGGACAAGCGGGUGGCCUGA